Elgaria multicarinata webbii is the source of this 2530-nucleotide messenger RNA. RefSeq names its product collagen beta(1-O)galactosyltransferase 2 (gene COLGALT2). The transcript has 12 exons. The record is from RefSeq and is a predicted model, not a curated record. Lineage: Eukaryota; Metazoa; Chordata; Lepidosauria; Squamata; Anguidae. Gene Ontology annotation, molecular function: procollagen galactosyltransferase activity. The coding region runs from base 220 to 1740 and encodes 506 amino acids.
UCCGCCUUGCAGAAGCCCACCGUCUUCUUAGCUAUCCUCGCCAGGAACGCCGCCCGCUCCCUGCCCCAUUUCCUCGGGUGCGUGGAGAGGCUGCGCUACCCCAAGAACAGGAUCGCCGUGUGGGUAGCCACUGACCACAAUCUUGACAACACAGCAGGCAUCCUGAGAGAGUGGCUAAAGAAUGUACAAAAACUGUAUCACUAUGUGGAGUGGAGACCAAUGGAUGACCCUCAGUCUUACCCCGAGGAAAUUGGGCCCAAACAUUGGCCAAACUCCAGGUUCACCCACGUGAUGAAGCUGAGGCAGGCUGCUUUGAGAACUGCGAGGGAAAAGUGGUCUGACUAUAUCAUGUUCAUAGAUGCUGACAAUUUUUUGACAAACCCAGAAGUGCUGAAUCUGAUGAUGGCAGAGAAUAAAACCAUUGUGGCACCAAUGCUUGAAUCUCGAGCUCUGUACUCUAACUUCUGGUGUGGAAUGACACCUCAGGGCUACUAUAAGAGAACACCAGAUUAUGCCCUGAUCCGGGAAUGGAAGCGGACUGGUUGCUUUGCAGUCCCGAUGGUUCACUCCACAUUCCUGAUUGACCUGAGAAAAGAGGCAUCGGAUAAACUGAUGUUUUAUCCCCCACAUCAGGACUAUACCUGGACCUUUGAUGAUAUCAUUGUCUUUGCCUUCUCAAGUCGCCAAGCAGACAUUCAGAUGUACAUCUGCAACAGAGAACAUUAUGGCUACCUCCCUGUGCCCUUAAAACCUCACCAGACAUUGGAAGAUGACACUGACACUAUAGUUCAUGUGCUGAUUGAGGCAAUGAUUAACCGUCCUCCAAUUGAGCCUUCGGAGUAUGUCACAGUUCCUCCAAAGCACCCAGACAAGAUGGGCUUUGAUGAGGUUUUCAUGAUAAACCUGAAGCGUCGGAAAGACAGGCGGGAUCGGAUGCUGCAGACUUUGUACGAGCAGGAAAUUGCAGUUAAGCUAGUGGAAGCUGUGGAUGGAAAGGCACUGAACACGAGCCAGCUGAAAGCACUCAACAUAGAGAUGCUCCCUGGAUACCGGGAUCCUUACUCCUCCAGGGUGCUGACCAGAGGGGAGAUUGGAUGUUUUCUUAGCCAUUACUAUAUCUGGAAGGAGGUGGUGAACAGGGACAUGGAGAAGACUCUGGUCAUUGAAGACGAUGUGCGCUUUGAGCAUCAGUUCAAGAAGAAACUCACUAAGUUAAUGGAUGAUAUUGAGAGAGCCCAGCUUGACUGGGAGCUCAUAUACAUUGGCCGGAAACGGAUGCAGGUAGAGCGACCUGAAAAAGCCGUUCCCAAUAUUAUGAACCUUGUGGAAGCGGAUUACUCUUAUUGGACACUUGGCUAUGCAAUCUCUUUGCAAGGGGCUCAGAAGCUGAUUGGAGCUCAGCCUUUUGGCAAGAUGUUGCCUGUAGAUGAAUUCCUGCCGGUCAUGUACAACAAGCACCCAGUUGCCACAUACAUGGAAUACUACGAGCCUAGAGACUUGAAAGCUUUCUCUGCAGAGCCCCUGCUGAUUUAUCCAACCCACUACACUGGGCAGCCAGGUUACCUCAGCGACACUGAGACAUCCACAAUCUGGGACAAUGAGACUGUGGCCACUGACUGGGACAGAGCACUGUCUCGAAAAUCACGGCAGCAGGGUCAGAUCCACACAGAUGCCCAGAACAAGGAUGCUCUGCCACCUCAAUCCUCCCUUGAUGCAUCGUCGCCCAGGGACGAGCUAUGACUGUUCACAUGGCCAAGGCACCCUGAAAAAUCGACAGAAGCAGGACUUGCCUCAUGCUCCAUCUUCUUUGGCCUAGGAUCUUCCAGAGAUAUUUAUACGCUGCCUUAAUUGGCAAACAGAGUCAAUUUCAUCUGACUGACUUUAACUGAACAGGUGUGUCUUGUUUUGUAGGGGGAGUCGUUGAACCUGACUGAGUCAGGCUGGCAGUCUUCUAAGAAAUAUUGUAUUGGCAGUAGGCCGUUUAUGGGUUUGGACCAUAGAAACCUCUGUUGAGCUGCUGGAGGACUCUACAAGGCAGUGAGUUUACAUUCAAAAAGGACAAAAGUUCCUUGAAUGAUGUCUUUCUACAGUUCCUUGUGUAGAAUUACUGUAUUUAUAAAGAUUAAUAUAUACAGGGGUUAGGCGAGGUGCACAGGCCCUUCCAUACUAAUUACUGCUCUGCUGCUGAAUAACAGGAAUUGUUGCUGGUUUGGGUUUUGUUAACCGUGUUCUCUGAGAAAAAUUAUAAGGGGAAGGAGAGAUUUCUUCUUCUAAAGGGUUACGGUCAAAAACUGUCUCAUGCCUCUAACUAUCGGAGGCCUAAGUAGAUUUCUGUUUUCUCCAUCAUGGGAGUCAUUAAUCACGCCAAUAGCGUGGCUCACCUCUUAGUUAUAAAUACAGGGACUGGUUGUUACUACUAAGAAGUUCUAUAACAACUCCCAAUUUGCAAACAAAUUGCAGUCCUAAAUCUUGUUCACCCUCACCAGACAGCCUCAUGAAGCCUAGUCACUAGUAUUUCCAUUUUACCGAU